Messenger RNA from Pseudoliparis swirei, 2729 nucleotides. RefSeq lists its product as uncharacterized. NCBI's taxonomy places the organism in Eukaryota, Metazoa, Chordata, Actinopteri, Perciformes, Liparidae. The transcript is spliced from 4 exons. The record is from RefSeq and is a predicted model, not a curated record. Bases 707 to 2134 code for a protein of 475 amino acids.
AAUAUACCAGUAUUGUAUUUAUGGUAUCAUAUUGUUUUUAUGGUAUUGUAUCGAAUUCUGGUAUCGAGUAUCAUGAUAUUUAUGGCAGGUAUCGUAUCAUAAUCGUGACAACCAGGGAGAGGCAGAACAGACUCAAGGAACAGAGUCAUGGCUCAGCAGAGCACGCAAGGCCCAAAAAAGGAAGUUGGUUCAUGAAUGACUUUAACCAUAUUAUAAUUAAAAUGUAUAUUAGUUAUUACUAUUAUUAUAGGGCCCGAACACUGACUUAGUCAGAACAGAGGACCUACUGUCCCCCCCUUGUCACCUUUUUUACCCUUCAUGAGUUUGCAGGUAUGAAUAUAGCAUUUACGGUCCCAGCUGACGUCAUUAUCACAGUUGCCAGCAGCAAAUCUGUGCGAACGGCUGCGCAGCCGCCCUGCGCAGCCAUCAGCCGCGCAGCCGCCCUGCGCAGCCGUCCGCCAAGGUGGACAGCGCAGCCAUUUCUUUGCCCCUCGUGAGGGGAAACAAACACGCACUCAGCGCGGUGGCGUCCGUCCAUCACGCAGGUAACUAAACCCGGCGCGCGGGGAGCCAUGACGGUGGCGGCACACGUCGAGGCCGAACACCACCGCCGAGCGAGACCCGCGAGCCGCAAACUUUCUCCCGACUCGACGCCUGCGCAGGCCAAACGGGCUCUCCCCCGCCGCUGUCCGUGUCCGUGUCGGCCAUGGAGGGGAACCUGCGAGGAGGAGGAGGAGGAGGAGGCUGCAGCGACGUCGCGACGAUGUACGUGAAGACCGAAGCGGUCGACGAGACAUCUGCGCUGGGUUUGGGCAGCCGAGAGUCGCCUGCGCCCUGCGGAGACACCGCAUGCAGAGGAGGGGGAGGGGAUCAGACUGCGGAGCAGCUGGCUGACGCCACCGCCACCCAGGUGCUGCUGUAUUCCGCGAGCACAGACCGCUUCUUCACCACAUCAGGGGAUGGAAAGACGUACCUGAAGAUAGCUCCAGCUUCAGCGAUGCCAGCGGCUCCCUCGGAGAAGACGCUCCCCUCCGGCUCCGAUUUCUCCUCCAAAGCCGUGUUGUGUCUGAUAGAGGCCGUCGGGCGCCGCUGGGGCCUGUACGAGACCCGGGAGCGCUCGCAGCUCUUCCAGAGCGUCCAGGAGGAGAUGGCCUCCAAGGGCCACGUGCUUCCUGUCGAGAAGAUCCGCCGCAAGUGGAACAACCUCAUCGUCACGUACAAGAGGGUAAAGGACCGCAGCCGCGAGACGGGCCACGCCAAGAUGUCCUGGGAGUUCUUCGAUUUGAUGGACGCGACACUCUGUGACACCGUCGGCACUCAGGUCGUCGGCAACAAGCGGCACAAGGUUCCCGCCCUGCCGGGCCCUCUGGCAAAGAUCGCCGCAAAACCGCAGUUCCCGCCACCGACCAUCAUCCGCCCUAACGGGGACUUCCCUUCAACCGGCGGCGUGGACUCGGCGGGCCACGGGGCCCCCGGCAUUCAAAUCAUCAGCAGCGCCGGCGCCGUGAGCUCAAUGGCUCCAGCGACCGCGAGCCCCACGAACGCUCCGGAGCUCAAGCCCCCGAUGGGGCUCAACAGCGACAUCGUGGCGACCAGCAUCCACCCGGCCGCCACCGUGCCGCCUCCGUCGUUCAUCUCCUCGCCUUGUUUCACAGAGAUGGCUCCGGCUCCCCCGUCCCUCGGCGCGCCGCGCCACGCGGUCCGCAAAGCGCCGGCGUUCUCGCCCGCCGUCGUGCCCUUUCGCCUCAACAGCAGGGCGCCGCCGAGCCACAGCCGCAACGUCCUCGGCCUCUCCUCCUCCUCGCCGCCGGCUUCCUCCUCUCUCGCCUCCUCUCUCGCCUCCUCUCUCGCCUCCUCCGCCGCGGCGCCGCAGGGAAGCGAAGGGCCGAGCCGGAGACGGAGCGAGGAGCGAAGCGGCGUGGCGUUGUUCCAGGAGGUGGUGAAGCGGCAGGAGGAGCAGGCCUACCUCGAUCGGGUGGCCCGCCGGCGGGCGGAGGCCAGAGAGAAGCGGCGCGAGAGGAGGGAGGUGCGCAUGGCCGAGUCCCUGGGCAGGAUCGCCACGGCCCUGGAGCUGCUCUCCUCCAAGCAGGACACCGUCAUCGCCCUCCUGCAGAGGCUGGCGGAGCGGAAGUGACCAACCCUCCCGCCACGCAGCGGCCAUUGGGGAGGUCACUCUCCUCGUCACGGCGUCAAAGACAUUUGAUGGAAGAAGCACACGAGCUGCUCACUUUUCUACAGUCAGCAUGAAGCGACAUGCGGUGCCUUUUGUAACAUGCUUUAUAUUUUAGUGCGUGACAGUUUUCUCCACACGCGUCAAAUAGAAAACCGCCUUGACCAUUCAGGUCGUUUGAAAGAUUUUGUCGGAGUGAUAAUUAGAAAAUGUAGGUUCACAUUGUCUUUAAGUCUUAUCCUGAAGGACUCAUCACUGGUCAUUGAACACAUCGCCAUAAGACUCUGUCUCCUCUUAGAUACCGAGCCCACUGGAUCUCCCAAAAGGCCUUUUCCUCUAGUCAACGAAGUCGCUGACAUAAUUGCCCACUAGGUGGCGCUGUUUAUCAACCAAUAAGUUUAGUUGAAGUUUUCAUACAAAGUACGACGAAUAUCACAUUCAAUUGUAAUUGUGUCCCAGUCGUUUACAUUGAUCAUGUGACCCUCAGCGAGUGUCUUUCAUUUGUUCAAUCAAUAAACCAACAGAAGGAAGGGCUCAUCAUCACCGUCCCAUAAAGCAC